CCGAGGAGACAGAGCAGGGCAGGGCAGGGAUUGGCGUGCCGUGUGAACUUGCAGCGGCGCGCCUGCAGCGCGCGCGCGCGUCCGCGUCAAUCAAACCUCGGUCAAACUCGCCUCCCCGCCCCUAGCCGCGCGUCGCGUCGCUUCCAGUCUCUGCCUCUCGUCCGCUGCCGCGCUUUGUAUUCGCUUUGGGAGCUUGGACGCGGCCGGCGAUGGCGUCGGCACCGGGGCAGUGGGCGUGGAUGGCCGCGGUGGCGGCGGAGGAGCUGGCGAAGCUGGAGGCCACGCACCCGGGCCGCCUCGGCCCGCUCAAGGACGAGCUCAGGCGCCUCGUCGCCGAGCCCGGCUGGGACGACGACGACGCGUUCGCGCUCGCCUGCCUGGACGGCGGCGCCCCCGCCGGCUGCUCCUCCCCCUCCUCCUCCUCCCACCCUGCUGCGCCGGCGGACCUUAUGUUCACUCAAGAGUCCUCGACCAACAAGAGGAAGUGGUGCGGCGGCGGCGGCGCGGUCGACCGCGAGCAGGGGAAGCGCCGGAGGAAGAAUGCGGCUUCCGGGGUGAAGGACCGGGCGGACAUGGCCAUCGACCGCGCCAAGAAGUGCCUCAAGAAGAUACGCGCCAUCAAGCGGAGCUUGCUUGCCUGUGUCACGGAUUGAAACCAAGGAGGAAAAAUCGUGCUAGCGGCUACAAGGAAGGAGGAAGGGAUAUGGAAGUACCGGAGAUGAUGGGUGGAAAACCGAAAUGGAAUUGACCUUUAUCGAUUAACUUUUGGUUUAUACUAGCACGAAAAAAAAUUAUAUGAGACCAGGUCUCACGGUUAGCAGGUGAGAUCUGUCCUAUAGAAUUCUUUUCCUAGCACUGUAUUGUUUGCCUUUUUGCGAUUGGAAAGUGGCAU
Messenger RNA from Triticum urartu, 892 nucleotides. RefSeq lists its product as uncharacterized. NCBI's taxonomy places the organism in Eukaryota, Viridiplantae, Streptophyta, Magnoliopsida, Poales, Poaceae. The record is from RefSeq and is a predicted model, not a curated record.